GAGCUUUCCCACUUCAGCCAACAUCCUGAAGCGGGCCACUCUCCACUCCAACCCCUCCUCUCCCCUCUCCUCCAGACCAACGCAUGGACUCAUGCAGCUCGAAAAAGAAGGCAGUGAGAAAAAGGCAACUUUUCAGAAGAGAGAUAAAUGGUGAGAGGGAAGUCUGAUGUUGGUUUCCUGGACUAGAGUGUUGGAGUUACAAUAAUAGGCAAUCCUCAUUUCCUGUGUGUGUUUUCGGUCCGCUCUCACGAGGACCAGCGGGAGCAGGAACUGGGGUGAAGAAGAAUUCUGGAUGCAACAGCGAAGAAGAGGACCAGCCAAAAGAAGAAAAGAAAAAAACAGGAGACAGAAGCAGCAGGAGUUGUACCGAGACAACAGAGUCAAGAGUCUUGAGGGACUUUUUAACAAACGACGGAAAAAGAUACAGGAGAUAUAGAGGAUCAAACGGGCAACUCACCUGACUCACUUCUCUGCUCUGCCAGGUGGAGCAACCUCCUUCUACCACUCUCCUCCCUCCCUCUCCCCUCUCCCCUGACAUGGGCCGCCUGCUGGCCCUGACCCUUGCCUAUCUGGCCUACUUGCUGGCGACCGCGAUCGGCUCAGAACGCCAACAGCAUCACGUGCAGCACGGCCCCUGCAGCUACACCUUCAUCCUCCCCGAGGUGGAGCUCUGCCACCCCUUAAAGGACUUCCAGGUCACCAACACCCUCCAGAGGGACUCCCCGCCCGAGGCAGAGUCUGAUACAAGCCAAUCCAAGCCAGGUAAGGCCCAAAAGGAGAGGCCUUCCUGGCAGGAGAGGAAGCUGGAAAAUCUAGAGAGUGCCAUGGAGAAUAACACCCAGUGGCUGCACAAGCUGGAGAACUUCAUCCAGGAGAAUGUGCGCUCUGGGAUGGAGGAAAUGAAGAGAACUGCGGUACACACCCAGACAGCUGCCAUGCUGGAAAUGGGAACCAACCUUCUCAGCCAAUCAGCGGAGCAGACUCGCAAACUGACAGACGUUGAGACCCAGGUGUUAAACCAGACAAGUCGCCUGGAGAUCCAGCUGCUCGAGUACUCUCUCUUCACUAACCGGCUGGAGAAACAUAUUCUCCUGCAGACUCAGGAGAUCUCACGCCUCAGUGAUAAAAACAGUUUUCUCGAACAGAGGCUUUUGGCACUGGAGGCUCGGUAUGGGAGGGAGCUGCAGGGCUUGCAGAGCGAAAAGCAGCAGCUUCAGGAGCUUCUGGAGAGGCAGAGUCGACUGGUCAGUCAGCUCCAGGGUGAACUGGGCAGCUCCACGCUCAACAGCAGCUUACUACAGAGGCAGCAGGACGUGCUCACAGACACUGUUCAGCAGCUGCUGGCGAUGGUCAACCACUGCAAUGAAAUCUCCAAUAUGCCGAAGGAGAAGUUGCUUAGUUUCGGGGACUGUGCGGAGAUCCUGCGAUCUGGAGUGACAGAGAGUGGAACGUACAGCAUACGCCUGCCUAACUCCACGCAGAGUGUCAAGGUGUUCUGCGACAUGAAGACUGAAGGUGGUGGGUGGACGGUGCUACAGCAUCGGAGAAACGGCUCGGUAAACUUCCACCGUGGGUGGAGAGAUUACAAAAUGGGCUUUGGAGAGCCGUCUGGGGAACACUGGCUGGGGAAUGAUAUCAUCCACAAGCUGACCAGCUCCCAGGAAUACAGUCUGCAGGUCCAGCUAAAAGACAGAGAGGGGAACGAGGCUUUCUCACACUACAAUCGCUUCUACAUAGACGGAGAGGAGAACAACUACAGCCUUCAUGCCGACGGCUUCAGUGGCACAGCUGGACGGACCAGCAGCCUCACCCAUACUGGCACCCAGUUCAGCACCAAGGACAGAGACAAUGACCGUUGCACCUGCAAGUGCGCCCAGCUCGCAUCAGGAGGUUGGUGGUUUGAGGCUUGCGGUCCAUCCAACCUGAAUGGCAUAUAUUACCCCAGCUCCUCCAGUGUGGUUCGCUACAACGGCAUCAAGUGGUACUAUUGGAAGGGUCCAAGUGUGAUGGCCACCAUGACAACCAUGAUGGUGCGCCCAGCAAACUUCUGACGGCACGACGCGUUCCUGAUGUCAAGGAAAUGUUAUAUUUUGGGAGGAAAUUUGAAUGCGACUGUUGGUGGUUUCAGCUUCUGGACAUUUUGUAGAGCGGCUUAUGCAAGUGUCUGGGGACAUGUGCGCACUCUCAGCAAAUGGCUGUGGUUUUAAUGAAUUCCUGAAUGAGAAAUUCAACCAACAAUAUCUAUUCACAAAGGUUUCCAGACUAUAUUUCAAUAAGGAUUGUUAAGCUGAGACCCAGGCUAUGACCUUUGCUUCAGAUGAGAAAAACCCAACUGGUGACAUCAAAUUACACAUGUGACCAGUUACAUAACUCAAAAUAAAACUAAUUAAUACAGAGACUUUAUCGCAAUACCUAUUUUUAUAUUAAAGUGUGAAAACGUACGCUGUGUGUUUGUCUGUUUGCUGUAAAUAAAAGUGAUCAAACUGCAA
Cottoperca gobio is the source of this 2489-nucleotide messenger RNA. RefSeq names its product angiopoietin 2b (gene angpt2b). Gene Ontology annotation, biological process: blood coagulation. The record is from RefSeq and is a predicted model, not a curated record. Lineage: Eukaryota; Metazoa; Chordata; Actinopteri; Perciformes; Bovichtidae. The coding region runs from base 537 to 2051 and encodes 504 amino acids. The transcript is spliced from 9 exons.